Phyllopteryx taeniolatus (common seadragon) is the source of this 1436-nucleotide messenger RNA. It is a transcript of the gene cbln12, whose product is annotated as cerebellin 12. The record is from RefSeq and is a predicted model, not a curated record. Gene Ontology annotation, cellular component: glutamatergic synapse; synaptic cleft. The transcript has 4 exons. Bases 414 to 1001 code for a protein of 195 amino acids. Lineage: Eukaryota; Metazoa; Chordata; Actinopteri; Syngnathiformes; Syngnathidae. Gene Ontology annotation, molecular function: protein binding.
AUAUGAGAGGGAGAACAAAAAGAGAGAGAUGAUCACAUAUCUGUCUUGGCUCAGAUCUGACUGACUGUUGUGUGGAAUUAUGUGAGGAACAAGGAGAAGGAACAAACAUUUGCCCAGACCUUGAAGUGCGCCAUACAAGAUUUUGCAAAGGGCUACAGAUACAUUUCAACUGCGUUGUCAUUUUUUUUGUUUUUUUUUUUGCUGAGGAAGUCAACUUGAGGGGACCAGAGGUCGAUUUGUCAUUGUUCUGCUGAGGCCUUCUGACACCACAACAGAGCGAUUUGGGACUUGGACUGGCACACAAGAAGCUUUAAAUAACACGAGGAAUGAACAACUCAUACCACUGACGGGUACACCAUUUUUGUAACUAUAGGAGAAUCAACUAUAAUUGACUAAACAUACAAGAAUCAGUCAUGCGUACCUGCGAUCUUACCAUGCUGUUGGCUGUGCUACUAUUGUGGGGGCCACCGUGGUCCAACGGGCAGAAUGACACAGAGCCCAUCAUUCUUGAGGGCAAAUGUUUGGUAGUAUGUGACUCCACACCCUCAUCUGAACCUGCUGGGAACGCCCUGGGCAUGUCUGUUCGCUCGGGGAGCGGCCGAGUCGCUUUUUCCGCCAGCCGCCAGACCAACCACGAACCUACGGACAUGAGCAAUCGCACAAUGAUCAUCUACUUUGAUAAUAUCUUGGUGAACGUGGGCAGUCAUUUUGAUCAAGAGAGCAGCGUCUUCCUUGCACCAAGGCGAGGCGUUUACAGCUUCAACUUCCAUGUUGUGAAAGCCUACAACCGACAGACCAUUCAGGUCAGCUUGAUGGUGAACGGCUGGCCGAUGAUUUCGGCUUUCGCCGGGGACCAGGACGUUACCAGAGAAGCGGCCACAAAUGCUGGUUUGGUGAUCAUGGAGAAGGGGGACAAGGCCUACCUGCGACUGGAGAGGGGCAACCUGAUGGGAGGCUGGAAAUACUCCACCUUCUCCGGCUUCCUGGUCUUCCCCUUGUGAACAAACUGCAAGUCAAAUGUUUGUGAUGGUCAUAGAAGGAAUUUUGUUGGAGUUGAGGGAGAAAAUUGAGUUUUUCGUGCAAACUUCGAGAAAGCAAAACUAUUCCUUAACGGAGAAAAAAGGGAACGGGUGAAGAAGAAGGAGUAGACUAAAUUUGCUUUGCUUGUGCGUACAGUAUAUCCAUUUAUUGACUUUGUAUGACUGAUAUUGGAGUCGUGAACAGUACAAUUAUUGAGUAACCCUGUGCAUUGUGGGCUUCUUUGCAAUUGAUUGUGAACGUUUGUUUGUUUUUUUUCUCUCUCGUUAAUUAUUCAUGUUUGAAGAGGUGCUGUUAUGUCUAUCUUGCAUCGCUAAGCCUAUUUAUGCCUGCAUCAGAUGUUUAUUUACACAGAAAUUUCUAUGAAGAACCAUAUUAAAAUGUAUUACCUAACGCUG